Messenger RNA from Ruditapes philippinarum (Manila clam), 1679 nucleotides. RefSeq names its product zinc finger protein OZF-like. The record is from RefSeq and is a predicted model, not a curated record. Gene Ontology annotation, biological process: regulation of transcription by RNA polymerase II. Bases 507 to 1679 code for a protein of 390 amino acids. Lineage: Eukaryota; Metazoa; Mollusca; Bivalvia; Venerida; Veneridae. The transcript has a single exon. Gene Ontology annotation, molecular function: RNA polymerase II cis-regulatory region sequence-specific DNA binding; DNA-binding transcription activator activity, RNA polymerase II-specific. Gene Ontology annotation, cellular component: nucleus.
UUGGGGUUAAGAACUCGAGGUAAAAGCGACUGCUGAAUUAAUUUCUAUAUUACAUCCUUUCUUAUUAUCUGUUUUCAUAUAUUUAUCUGUACAUACAAGAAAAGGAACGGAAACUGUAACUGAAAGAUACAAGUUUGAACAGAUAGAAUAUUCAUCAUAUCAAUUAUUUACGAUAUUAUGAAGUAUGAUUUAUGCAUAUAUAAAACUAUAAGGUUUAUUGAGUUUGAAUAGAUGAAAACUGUUGACUAUACCAGUAUAUAUAUUUAAAAAAUAUAUCGCAAAUCUUCGAUGCAGGACGUAAUUAUGUUGUUUUUUGUCUUUUUUACAAUUUUAGGCAUCAAGAAACCCAGAUGCAAAAUUCGCGCGAAUACAGAACACGUACAAGUUUUAGAUUGUCAUAUCUGUGUAAACAAUACUACGAAUAGAAGUUAUUUGAAAGGAAUCUUAUUAUGAAUAAGAGGUCAUAUUUGUGACCAAAAUAAGUAUAUACUGGUUAACAUUUGACAAUGCACACUGGAGAAGAAUAUAGAUGUGGAGUCUGUGAAGGAUCAUUUGCUAAUGAACAAACUCUUAAAAAACAUAUGAUAAUACACACCAGUGAUACAAGUUUUCAAUGCGAAAUCUGUGAAAAAUCAUUUUCUCAUCAACAUUAUUUGAAAGAGCAUUUAACAAUACACACAGGAGAAAAACAAUAUGAAUGCAAAAUAUGUGACAAAUCAUUUUCUCGAAAUAAAUAUCUUAAACGACAUAUGAGAAUUCAUACAGGAGAGAAAAAUCAUCAAUGCAAAAUCUGCGAUAAGUCAUUUUCUAUAAAAAGUACUUUUGACAGACAUAUGAGAGCACAUACGGGCGAGAAGAAAUACCGAUGUAAAAUAUGUGACAAAUCAUUUGCUGAUAACCAUACUUUCCAACGACAUAUGACGAUACACACAGGCUUAGGGAAAUAUAAAUGUGAAAUAUGUGAAAAAUCCUAUCCACAUUUUAAUUCUCUAAAAUUACAUAUGGCGAGACACACUGGAGUGAAAUUUCAAUGUGAAAUAUGUGAUAAAACAUUUACUCAAAACAGUAAUCUUAAAAGGCAUUUGAUUACACACACCGGAGAAAAGAAAUUUAAAUGUGAUACUUGUGACCGUUCGUUUUUUCACAAAUCUUUACUUAUAUCACAUAUGAUUAUUCAUACUGGAGAAAAGGAAUAUAAAUGUGAUAUUUGUGACCGUUCGUUUUCUCAUAAAACUAUCCUUAAAUCACAUUUGAUUACACAUACAGGGGAAAGAGCAUAUAAAUGUGAAAUCUGCGACAGAGCAUUUUCUAGAAAAGGUUCUCUUGAAAUACACGUGGGGACACAUACUGGAGAGAAGAAAUAUCAAUGCAGUAUGUGUGAAAGGUCAUUUAAUGCAAGUAAUAAUCUUAAAACACAUAUGUUACUACACACAGGAGAGAAGAAAUACAAAUGUGAAAUAUGUGACAAAGCAUUCGCUCAAAAACGUUAUCUUAGUAGACAUAUGAAAAUACAUUCAGAAGAAUGUAAAAAAUGUGUGCGAAAAUCUGUGACAGACGGUUUACUCAAAAAAGCUAUCUUGUCGCACAUAUGGCAAUACAUACAGGAGAGAAGGAAUACAAAUGUAAAAUUUGUGAAAAGUUUUUUGCCCGACACAUUUAUCUUAAAGAACAUAUGCUGA